Molecule: messenger RNA, 237 nt
Organism: Adineta ricciae
Lineage: Eukaryota; Metazoa; Rotifera; Eurotatoria; Adinetida; Adinetidae
Source: the annotation of a GenBank genome assembly
AUGUCUUAUGGACAUUCUCGUGCCAGUAUUUUCUGUGGUCAAAUCGAUGGCACAACAGGUUCGGUAUAUGUUAAUCCAUCUGGAUCUAGCUAUGUUCAAUUCUGGAGUGGACCAUCUUGUGAUGGUACAUUUUUAUACGAAGUUUAUAUAGGUAGAAACACUGGUCGAUGUCUUUCCGUCGAUGGUAAACCAAGAAUAUGUGUCCUAGUCUAUCAUUUAGCUUUAGCGGAAUCAUAA